GCUGACCACCAACAUAUUCCUGUUGCCAUCCCAUGAUUCCAACCACCAGACCACUCGGACCUAUACUCACACCAGCAGCGAAAUGCAGGAAACUCCCAUUGGAGAGAGCCACGAGAAGAGUACUAGUAUUGGCUUGGGUUUUGCUCUGCGACACAUUAAUAUGUCAGCCAGAGAUAGACAAUAUUUAACCUUUCCUGGAGAGAUGAUGAUGAGAAUCCUGCAGAUGUUGGUUCUUCCUCUCAUCAUUUCCAGUCUGAUUACAGGAAUGUCAUCUGUGGAGAAGAGGGCUUAUGGGAAAAUUGGACUAAGGGCCUUCACUUAUUACAUGAUCACUACACUUAUUGCUGCGUUCACUGGCAUUGCCCUUGCCCUUUUUAUCCAACCAGGAAAAUCAUCCGGGACUGUCUCAGUGUCCUCUGGUGGUAAUGCAGAGGCUGUGCAGACUGUGGAUUCCUUUCUAGAUCUAAUCAGAAAUAUGAUUCCCUCAAAUCUAGUGGAAGCGUGUUUCAGAAAGUAUAAAACAAUUUAUUCCGGGAGUGUUUCUACAGGAAAGACUUGUGGUGUCAACAAUGUGACUGAGACCAGCGAAAACAAUCACAGAGUACCAGUACCAAGCACCUCAAAUGGAGUCAAUAUAUUGGGUCUGUUGGUCUUCUCUGUUGCCUUUGGCCUCAUCUUGGGCAGUAUGGAUACUGAGGGAAAACCUCUAAAGGAUUUCUUUGACUGCCUGAAUAAAGCCAUUAUGCAGCUGGUCAACAUGGUCAUCUGGUAUUGUCCAGUGGGAAUCCUCUUCCUGCUGGCAGGACAGAUUGUGAAGAUGACAGACACUGGAAAGAUAGGUCGCGAAGUUGCCAUGUAUACUCUCACUGUGAUCACUGGCCUGCUAAUCCACAGUCUCUUGACUCUGCCCCUCAUCUAUUUAAUGGUCACACGUAAGAAUCCCUUUAGGUUUAUGGGCGGUCUACUCCAGGCUCUCACCACCGCCUUUGGGACUUCAUCCAGCUCUGCAACCCUACCUGUUACCUUAAACUGUAUGGAGGAAAAUCACAACAUGGACAAACAAGUGACCCGCUUCAUGCUCCCUGUUGGGGCCACAAUGAACAUGGAUGGUGCAGCGCUCUAUGAAGCUGUGGCUGCUUUAUUCAUUGCCCAGGUUAAUAAUAUGGAGUUUAACCUGGGUCAAGUCAUUGUCCUCAGUUUGAUUGUCACAGCUGCGAGUACUGGUGCGGCCGGCAUCCCACAGGCUGGCAUGGUUUCUAUGGUGAUUGUGUUGUCAUCAGCUGGGCUGCCCACUGAAGACAUCUCACUGCUCAUGAUUGUUGAUUGGAUUCUGGAUCGUCUAAGGACUGCCACCAAUGUGCUGGGUGACUGUAUCGGUGUGGGUGUAGUGCAGCAUCUGUCCAGACAUGAACUACAGAGUGUUCAGUUCCGAGCUUCAUGAGGCUUGAUAGCAUCCCUUUCCAGUGGCCAAGACUCAUGUGAUAUGUUAUUGUUGAACUACACCAAAAUUGUUAAUUAAUGAGAUUAAUUUUACUAGCCAGUAUACAGUUGUAGCAGUUGUAGUUCAUACUUAUUUAGCUUACAAUAUAGACAGUUAUCCCCAGGAACAUGUUCUGGCUAAUCAAAACAGUGAAAAAACUCUGUGACUUGCAAUUGUUUUUGGAACAGAGGUUAGGAGUGGGGAUUAACUGCCCCCGCUCCUGCUGGUGGAGUGAUACAUUUUGGAGACAUAACCUUCAGUACUUGAGGAGCAGGAGGAGUUAACAGCACACUUUCUGCAGUGUUGCAGUUUAAUCUCGAAUUGUUAUAGGCUGACAGUAUUUGUAAAUAGAAUAAACAUAAUAUUAAUUAAAAUAACCAAUGUUUUGCAUGUA
Micropterus dolomieu (smallmouth bass) is the source of this 1874-nucleotide messenger RNA. RefSeq names its product excitatory amino acid transporter 1-like. The coding region runs from base 83 to 1441 and encodes 452 amino acids. The record is from RefSeq and is a predicted model, not a curated record. Gene Ontology annotation, cellular component: plasma membrane. Gene Ontology annotation, biological process: L-glutamate transmembrane transport. Gene Ontology annotation, molecular function: L-glutamate transmembrane transporter activity; glutamate:sodium symporter activity; neutral L-amino acid transmembrane transporter activity. Lineage: Eukaryota; Metazoa; Chordata; Actinopteri; Centrarchiformes; Centrarchidae. The transcript is spliced from 10 exons.